Molecule: messenger RNA, 8435 nt
Organism: Xyrichtys novacula (pearly razorfish)
Lineage: Eukaryota; Metazoa; Chordata; Actinopteri; Labriformes; Labridae
Source: the annotation of a GenBank genome assembly
GCAGAACAUGUUGCCUGACAGUGGUAAACAGACGUCAGAAGGGAGUCUUCGCCUCGAGUCAAAACAAAACAAAACAAAACAAGUCAAAAGAUAAAGAAGAAAUGGAUAUUUGAGCGGCUACAACGACAGAAACUUUUACUAAAUCUAUCGCCUAUAAUAAACGACUACUUGGAGGAAGUUACUGGAGCCAUUUUAUGGACUUUUCUUCGGAUAGUAAACUCUGGAGUAGCAGGAGCUUAACCAGCUAACGUUACGGUGGCUAUCGUGCUAUUUUCAAAGUGCGGCAAGUAGGAGCCGACAGACCUCGGAGGCGGCCAAACUCCACAUAACACCCGGGAAUUCGCUCUUUUCUUCGAUUGCAGGGGCUGCGGAGAGGAAAUCUGCCUGGCUCCCGGCCUCAGUGGAGAGGUUUUGUAAGCGCUUCUUCGAGCAUCGUGUGCCGCGGCAGGAGUGUGGAGAAACAUGGCAGAUGGUGACAUGCGCCUGGCCGCAAUGUGGCGGAUCGUGCAGACCUGAAGCCCGGACUUUCUUACUCACAUUUCUCUCCUUUACUUGUGCUGAUGCUGUGUUACACAUCAGUGUACCCCCUUUUAAACCCGCUCUUCUUUUCUUUAUUGGUAACGAGACAUUAGUGUGGCUGUUUAUUUGCAGUAUACAGGCCAAAGAAACGGCGGCGGUCAGCGUCUCAUUGCUGUUUUUUUAUGUUCUUUUUUUCACUGAACAAAAUAUUUUUUAAUUAUCAAGUUGUACAAUAUUCCACUAGAAAUUGAUUUUACUUGAGACCACCCGGGGGGUCCUUUGAGGAUAUUUUACAAAGUUUUGUUGGAGGUUUUGCGGCUUGUGGAAAGCCUUGACAUCACGUUGUUUACUUGUGGAGACGGUCAGGGGCUGUCCUAAGACGCUCCUCUGUAACACGACUCAGUUAAUCCCUGCUGGUUGUCUGCAUUGUUAUACAGUUUUUAAACAAAUCCCGAAUUUAUAAGAGAAAAAUUGUUUCAUUUGGUACGAAAAAAACGGGAUAUUCAACCUUGUUACAUUAAGGAAACCUGUUUUAAGGUUACUGUUUACAACAUUAUUCACUCACUUCCAGAAUAUUUACACUUUUACCCCCCCACUGGAAUGGCAGUAUUUUGUACCUAUUUCACAGGCAGAUUUUGUUAAUCAUUCCCAGGUGAGCACAGACCUCUGCAGAUCCAGAUGUCUUGGUGCUCAUCGCCACCUUACCACUUUUGUUUUUGUUUCAUUCGGACAACAAAGAGACUCUCAUCCCAGCCCUCCUUCAUUCUACAUAAAUCACAAGGUUUAUGAUAGUUACUAUUAAGGAGAUUAUUUGGGUUCCCUAAUCUCCAAUCUGAGGAUUAACUGAGGCCAUUGGUGUGUCCAGAUUAUUACGUCUCUUCUAGACCCCUCUGUUUACACCCCGCAGUGGCUGAAGCAUAUUGUUCACUUCAGGAAGUGUUUUUGAUGCAACAUCCGCACAAAAAAUAACUUUAAAGUUUAAAGUUACAUGACUACAGUGGUUCACCUCUUUGCUUGAGAGGAAGUUCAGAGCACCGCCAUGGAAGACUCGUCGGUGCCCCCGAUUGACCCAGAUUUCGAGCCGCAGAGCAGACCCCGCUCCUGCACGUGGCCUCUACCGAGACCAGACAUCUCGGUUGUCAAACCGGAGGGAGCGGAUGGCGCCGAGUCCGCCGCCGGGACCCCGCCCGCGGAUGAGGACAAACCCGAGACGCAGCAAAUCACCUCCGAGCCGGAGAAGAGUGCAGCGGCUGCGGAGGGUGGGAUCGUGGCCGGCGUGGGCGGAGCCGGCGUGACGCCCCGCAAGGGAUCAUCUCGGCGCAACGCGUGGGGGAACCAGAGCUACGCAGAUCUGAUUAGUCAGGCCAUCGAGAACUCACCUGAGAAGAGGUUGACCCUGGCGCAGAUCUAUGAGUGGAUGGUGAAAACUGUGCCUUACUUCAGAGACAAAGGAGACAGCAAUAGCUCAGCCGGCUGGAAGGUGAGUCAGUGGGUGGUGCUCAUCUUCUACACUGAGUCUCUUUACAAGGUGGAAACUAAUUAGCUGUCAUAAGUCACAGACUUGAGUCUUUCCAACCAUGUCACACUAUAAAUUCAUUAGUGUUUGGGUGGCUAUUAUGAGUGUAGGGCUAUGCAGGAGAAAUACAACAAAUCCUCAAACAAAUGAAUCUUUUCUACUUUAAAAGCAUAUCACAUUAUGAUGAUAAUGAUAACAAUAUUACAGUCGUUGAUGUUAUUAUUAUUAUUAGUGUAAGUAUUUUACUUUAAAGAGAUAUUCCGGCAUAAAGUUAAUUUAGGGUCAAACACAGUGUAACAUCAAGUUAGACACCCCCUCGAGAGAUGAAUGUUGCCGACGGCUUGCUUCUCUAGUUAUACUGACUUUAGUAACGACCGCACGAUAGCAAUACACAGCGGUCUGAGGAGCCACACACAAACCUCAACCAAAACGGCACUCAAUAGCCACAAAUAAUGCUCAGAACAGCAGGGUCCCAGCCACAGCACUAGCCAUCAAACAUCUUUUUAACUUUGCCUGAUUUCUUUAGCAAAGAGAUUAAACACACCUCACCUAUUCUCUUCCAGCAGCCACUUGUUUGAAGCAAAACCCCUGGGCCGGUCUAUUCCAGACUACAGCGGGGUGUCUCAGCUCAAGGAAGAACAUUUAUGAUCAUUUCUUCACGGAAAUGCAAUCAGGGCAGAAGAACUACCGCGUCUGCAGAGCAAAAUGAUUAAUAUGGUGAUUAUUACUUAAAGUAAAUGAUAAAGAAAUGGUCAUAAAUAUUCUUCCUUGAGCUGCGUCCCCCCUCAGCAGUCUGUAAUGGACUGGUCUGUGGUCUCGCUACAAACAAGCAGCUGCCGGAAGAGAGUAGGUGAGUUGUGUUUAGUUUCUUUGCUAAAGAAAUCAGGCAAAGUUAAAAAGAUGUUUGGUGGCUAGUGCUGUGGCUGGGACUCUAUAUGUACUGUUGAUGAAGUUAGGUGCUGUUCUGAUCAUUAUUUGUGGCUAUAGAGUGGCGUUUUGGUUUAGGUUUGUUUAUGGCUCCAUAGACCGCUGUGUAUUGCUAUCCUGCGGUUGUUACUGAAGUUGGUAUAACUAGAGAAGCAAGCAGACGGCAACUUUCAUCUCUCAAGGGGGUGUCUAACUCGGUGUUAGGGUGUGUUUGACCCUAAAUUAUUUUACGCCAGAAUAUCCCUUUAACACUGCACCGGUACUGUGUGUUGCAGUGUCACAUCAUGUGUAACUAACUCUAAACUAAACUCUAACUAAAUCUUUCGAAGUGUCUGGACAUGAAAUGAGACAUAGUAUGAUGAAAGAAAGCCUCUGUGGGUUUUGAUAACUUUUAUUUUCUUUCUCCAUCUUCACAGAAUUCCAUUCGCCACAACUUAUCACUCCACAACAAGUUCUUGAGGGUCCACAAUGAAUCAACAGGAAAGAGCUCUUGGUGGAUGCUCAAUCCAGAGGGAGGGAAGACUGGCAAAGCUCCUCGCCGCCGGGCCGCCUCCAUGGACAACAGCAGCAAACUGCUGAAGAGCCGCAUGAGGGCCAAGCAGACUAAGAAGGCAGCAGCAGGUGGCCUGGGGGGCACAGGCGGAGCUGAUGGCAGCACAGGCUCAGGUGGUGCAGACAGCCCUAAUUCAUCUCAGCAGUUUCCUAAAUGGGCUGUUAACAGCAGCAGUCCCUCAUCCCGUGGCAGCCUGGACGACAGUGACAUGUGGACCACCUUCCGCCCCCGUACCAGCUCUAACGCAAGCACUCUGAGCGGUCGCCUGUCGCCCAUCCCCCCUGUACAAGAGGAUGACGAUAACCUGCCUGAAGAUUCCUUGCUGGGAAGAUAUGCAGCCAGCAGCCUGACCCCCACCCUCACAGAGACCCUGAUGGAGGAGCUGGAUUUGAUUGACGGUCUCACCUUGAUGACUGGGCCGCAGGGAGGAGCAAGUCCUAGUACAGCUCCACCAGCACCUCCGACUCCACUGCCCUCUGCCUCCACCCUGCUGCCUCGUGGAUCCAGCUUCUCCACCUUCCAUCAGCUGCAACCAUCCAAUGUCUCACAGGCCCCCUCCCACACUGGGACCCAGGCCUCCAUUUCUCAGUGUGGCCCCACCAGCAAGGAGCCGUCAACCUUUAGCAACUCUCUCUUCAACCCCAUGCCCUCCUCCACCUCUCGUGGAAACAGUCAUUACAGCACCCGCGUACCCUCCAGCCUCGAGGCGCUGCUCACCUCUGACUCCCCUCCACCCAGUGAUGUAAUGAUGACCCAGGUGGACCCCCUCAUGCCCAGUCCAGGGGCAGUGGGCCUGAUGGGCCUGGGCACCUCUGUGGUGGGCGUUCAGUCCAAACCCAACCAGCUGCUUUUGGGUAAAGGCCUUGAGCCAAAUACGGUGACCCCUAUGAGCCUUCAGGCCCAAAUGCAGCCACAGCAGCAUCACCUUCACCACCAGCAGCAGGUGCAGCACCAGCAGCAACAACCACAGCCACGACAGCAGCAUCAGCACCACACUCAGAUGGGGUUGGGGAUGAUCCUCUCAGGUAUGUCUCAGGACCCAUCGCAGCUUUCUGCCCUGAAAGCCCAGCAUGCCGCGGGGCCGGCCAUGGGCUCACAUCACGGAGCACCUGUUGCCUCAGCCAAUCCAAGUGUGAGUCUGCAGGGGAUGAAUCCAUUCGGAGCUCCAACCUGCUUCCAGACCGGUCAGGACCGCCUGCCCACAGACUUGGACAUUGACAUGUUUACUGAGAACCUGGAUUGUGACGUGGACUACAUCAUCAACAGUGACCUCAUGGACGGAGAUGGCAUAGACUUCAACUUUGACCCCAUACUGCCUGGAGGCCAAGGCUACGCGGGCCCGGCCACUACACAGGGCUCUGCCCACAGCUGGGUGCCCAGUUAAUCUCUUGGCUGACUACACAGUUAGCUAGGUACACUAAGUAUUAUUGAUCUGUUCUGAAGUUAUUUUCAUCAGUUUCUUUGUCUGAGAAAUUACAAAAAGUUUAUGAAGCUCUAACUGUCCAGUUGUGUGUUUUUCAAUGACCUCAUCUCAGUGAGAUAGUCAAGCUAGAGUUUGAAGUACAUCACUUAUGUAACCUGUUUUUAUGGCACAGAGAGGCAGCAACCCUGGUAACUUUUGUUAUCAUCUUGUCUUGCAGGAACUAAUCUCCAAUCAAGAUAACCUCACAGAAUGAUCCAUGCAUUCCUCCUCCCUGCUGGCUGAAGUUAAUACGAGAUUUCUCUUGGACUGUAAAGACAAAACCAGACCUCACUUGUGUCAUGUGCCAAGAGAUGUGGGGACAGGGAGGAGAUUCAGGCGACUAUGCACAUUUUUUUUUCUUUCUCUUAUUUUUUUUGUGUAAAAUAUAACACUCACAAUAGCUGGGCUGCUCGCCAUUUUUCUUUUUAUCUGAACUGAUUUCGUUUAAAGAUGUGUGAUGUAAUAUUUUCAGAGUGAAAAAAACAAAUCAUUAAGUUCCCACUGCCGGGAGUUUUUGUUUCAACUUUGUUACACCUGAACAGCUUUAGGGUGGAUAUAUGGUACUCAGUGGCUUUGGAUUUGACGACCCAAAGGACUAUGCAUGUUUGGAGAAGUGGCCAGUUUUCCACUGAAACUCGCCAGACCAAAUGUCGUGUGAUUGUCUGUGCAAGGUUCACAGAGAAAUAAGAUUCACCUAAAGGUGUAGAGGAGAUUUCUGAGGACUGUUUACUGUGCUUUAAGCAGAUGGAAGAAAAAGAUUGGAUGAUUGAACGUAUGAAAACGUUGGCUUCACAUCUCCCUCAACCGUGGACUUGGACGUACGAUUUUAAGUUGCUCACUUUGGAUAAAGUGAUGUUUGUUUUUCUCCAAUAAGGAUUGGUGAUUGAACAGUUAUAGAGGGCUUUGUUUUUGCAAUUUGGCAUUUGGUGUUUUGAGGUAGAUGUCAGAUAGAGGGUGUGUUUUCCUUUUUUAAUCCCUGAUGUGCAGUUGAUCUAACAAAAUGAAGAAAUGUGAUUAGUGAAUUUUUACACAGGGCAUUCAAGGGUUAAUGUAUUUGCCAACAAGUGAUUGGUUGGCCAAGUAUUAAUCAGACAGCAGUACGCCUCUACUGUCAAACGCUCUACCUAAUUGUGUUUUCCUUUUUUCUUCACACCUGUGCGUUUUCAUAGCACUUAGGUUUCCUGCAACACGGGAACCCCAAACUUCAGCAGAGAAUAAUCCAGGUUCGGUUAAACCAUUUCAUUGAAAGAGAGUUUGAACCCUGUAAAGCAUGUGAUGCACAUGUUGCACAUGUACAUGAUGACACGCUAUGCAGACCUAUCAGGAGUACUAGAUGAAAUAUUGAAGGAAAUAAAAAAAAAUCACUUCUUGAAGGGUUUUGAUAUUUAAUAUUUUCCUGAUAUUUUCUUGUGUAGGGGGUUGUGAGGGCUUCACGUCAGGAUACCCGCUCACAGUUGAAUUGUUCAGUACUUCAAUUAACUAAGGAACAUUCAUUGUGUAACAAGUGCAAAAAAGAAUAUAUUUGAUCAUAGUUUUAAUAUACAAUUUAGAUGGAGGUAAUAAAUGAGAUAUUAAUACACAUAAAUAUAUUACUAAUGACAAGUGAUGCUUUUUUACAUUGGAAGAAGAAUUUUCAGAUAAUUUCUAACGGUAAUUUUCUAUACUUUUAUUUUUGUAAAGGAUGAGAUGCAUGUAGAUUUUUUUACAUAACCAAAGGAACACUAAUAUUAGCAUUUGCAUGGCAUUUAGGGAGCGCUUGGACCUGACUCAGUAUCUCGGUGUACAUAAGCUUUGUAAAAGAUGCCUGUAACUCGAAAAAAUCUGACUUCUGAAAAGAGGAGUGAGGCAACUAGAGCAAUACUUGACCAUUGGAACUAAAAUUCUCAAGUGACCUGCCACGUUGUUGUUGUUUUUUUCCGUUUUUUGUUUUUUUUUUUUGCAUCUAGCGUGCAACCAAGUAAAAAUCAAAAAGCGAUCUGAAAUGUGGCCGUACUCCAAGAAAAAAAGAUCAUUAUAUCCUCAUCUCAAAAUGAGACUAGUGCAACCGUUACCUCCAGGGGUCACUUGGUAAAGAACUCCACAGGAAACUAAUUCUGCAUGAACAUGAUCAGAUCUUGUGUCAUAGCAAGCAAGAAACUAUCAUAUUUAUUUUUACGUAUUUUUUUUUCUUCUGUUAUUGCAGACUGGAAAUCAAAACUGAAAUGCUUUUGUUUUCCUGGAGACAUUUCUGUCAACUUGACCUCAAAUUUGACUCCUACUUUUCGAGAAAUGUUUUCUAAUCCUACAGCAGCCAGGUAUCAGAACUAACCGAUCUCUUUUUUUAUUUUUUUUUUUGACUGCCAAUAUUUAAAACACUAUCGCAUGAUUUCCCUGUGUGGCAAGAUAAACUCUAUCUUGUGAUUUUACCCCCUAAAAAUAUUGUUUCUUGUUUGUAUUUAAUGACGUUCAUAAUAUCGUAAUGUUGACGAAUAACACCCCUGCAGUUUAAUCUCUCUUUGUACUCAUCAUUUCACUGUAGCUAUGUGAAUAUUUUAGCCUCUGACUUGUAAAAAGCACUCUCUUUUUUUCACUUUUGUUGUGUUUUUCUCUCUUUUUUUUUUGAAUGGUGCUAGAUGUCAUCUGUGAUGUAUCCUGGAGUAUGCCAUCAUACAACAGGGUACAUAUCAGGUUUAUUUUGAAUAUUCUGUAUACAGCACAAGGAUCUUGAUUUGGUGUUGAAUGGUGGCGCACAAUCAGCAGUCCUUCUCCCUCAUCGUUUUUAUGUUUAUAUAUCUAUGACCCCCUCCUCCAAAUCCCAAACUGGUGACUUAGAUCUGGAAACAGACGACCAGCUUGUUUUAUCGCAUGAUUAUUUUGUUAUUACUCUAAAUCAUAACAUGUAACUAUUUUAGAAAGUUGUAUAUGCAACAACCCCCUGGUGUUAAAACUUCCUUUGUAUUCCCUCUCUGUGUUAUUACAACUAUCUGCAUAUGUUUUUCUUCAGUUAUCUCUAACUAGAAGUUAGUCACUGUAUGUUUGUUUUGACAUUUAAACUUGACCCAUUUAAUACAGCAUUUUAGUAUUUGGCAUGGGGUGGGUUUUAUAUUUGAAUGAUCCCAUAGAGAAGGGUGGGGUGGACAGGGAAUGAUAAGUUGUGCAUAAGCCAAUAAUGUUAAAGAAAUUUGAUAAAUGUUGAUAGUUUUCUUUAUUUCUCUUUCUCCCCCCUUUCAGUAUCUUUUCCUUCUUUUCUCAUUGUAAAGUCAGCCAGAGAUGACAAACAGUUCUGAACAGCAGGAAUAAAUUCAAUAAACUGUUUAACCAACUGUUUCUAAGUCUGCCGGUCUAUUAUUGUGGAUUAAUCUAGUUUUAUUUUACUUGUAAAGGCACCGUGUUCAAUAUUGCAACGAAUGUUGCCAUUUGGUGCAGCUAGUUUAAAGAUAAUUUACAUCUGUAGUCCUGCAGCAGGUCACAGUUAAAAA